AUGGUCGACCAUCUUGACAUUGAUUCAGAAGCAAAUGAUAAUCGUUUGAUACUACCCCAACAUGUUGGUCAAGACGACGAAGAGGAGGAGGAGGAGGAAGAUGAAAGGGCAAUGAUCAUAGGUAGUACUCAAUCAUUACAUUCCAACAGAUCAUUAUCAUUAUCAUUACAUGAUAGUGGUGGAGCAGGCACCAAGGAUGACCAUGACCAUGACCAUGACCACAAUGACAACAUGUCCAAGGAUAGUGGUAGUGGGGGUGGGGAGGGUGACGGCGCAACCCUGGAAAUACAUACUACGACCGAACAACCGGCAAAGUCUACGCCUUUGCCAUGGCGCAAACUGUCUGGACCUUACGUGUUGCUGAUCUGCGAGGCAAUAGGCAGCACAUCUUUGUACAGCUACAUUGGAUUCAUGAUCUUGCACUUUGGCAUCACGACCGAUCAGACCAAGGUCGGCUACUAUGCCGGCUUCAUCGCAUCAUCCUUCUCACUGGCACAGUUCCUCAGCAGCUUCUUCUGGGGCAAGAUGAGUGAUCACUAUGGCCGCAAGCCUAUAUUGCUCAUUGGAUCGACUGGCUCAAUCAUCUCGGUGUUGGCCGUGGGCCUCAGCGCCAACCUGCCCAUGCUGAUCCUAGCGCGUACAAUCAAUGGUGUGCUCAACGGAAAUAUUGGCGUGGUCAAGACUUAUAUUGGCGAGAUCACUGACAAGACUAAUCAGAUCGAGGCAUUUGGAUACAUCGGCCUGACUUGGGGAUUUGGAAGUAUCAUUGGUCCGAUGCUUGGUGGAGUCCUGAGUGAGCCCGCCAAGAACAUGCCUGCAUUGUUUGGAAAUAAUGUGUUCUUUGGAAAGAUGUUUCCAUUCCUGCUGCCCAACCUGCUCAUUGCUGUGCUCACUUCAAUCGGACUCGUAUUUGUCUACUUCUUCAUGAAUGAGACAUUGCGACCCGCGAGUGGCACUAUCAUUGCUCGUUCAGAACCAGCCUUCAACACCAACAUGGUUGGUGAGGAGGUCGAGGGCGAGGGCGAGGGUACUGAUCACUCGAGAUCCACCAUCGAACUAGAGUUAAUCCCCCAAGAACGAUCAAUUAACAACCAAAACGAUAGGUUGGGUGCGGUCAUCGUGGGAGAUGACUCGCGGGACGAGAUGGACCAUGAUGACCUCCAUGCCUCAUUGCGAUCGAAUGGUCAAAGAAUGAAGGAUGGCUUCACAGCCCUCUCAGGAAAGCUCAUAUUCUGGAAGAAGGGUGAUGGACCCAGCAGAGGAACCACCGACGCCACAAUCCAGACACGAAAGCGCUUCAAGUUGCCCAUUGACACCAACUUAUUCAAGGACAAACAGAUCAUGGAGACAACAAUACUCUACUCAAUAGUCGGAAUGAUAUUCACAAUGUAUGAUGAAGCAUUCCCUAUUUGGGCCAUCGCGCCAAAGGACGAAGGAGGCCUUACAUUCCAGUCGCGAGACACUGGCAUCUGUGGUGCCAUCGGUGGUGCCACGGUGAUCCUUAUCCAACUGUUUGUGAUCAAGCCAAUUGGACGCAAGUAUGGCAUCAUCAAGGCGUUCCGCUUGGGAUGUCUGACGGCCGCCCUCUCCUUCCUGACAAUCCCCAUUCUCAACUAUGUUGUGCCCCAGGUGACCGACCCCGUCACAUCUCACUGGGUCCUCUUCUGGACGGUGACCACGCUGUUCUUGGCCUUCAGGAACCUUGCCGGCCAGCUCGUGUUCACGCCCGUGAUGACACUGAUCAACAACGCGGCAACCUCUCGCAAGAAGGGCGCAGCCAACGGUCUGGGCCAAUCGAUGGUCGCGCUGUGUCGUGCCAUCGCACCCACUGUGGCAUCAGUCGCCGUCGCCUGGUCGCUAACGCCUGGCCACCCAUUCCCCAUCAACGAAUGGUUCAUCUUUUUGAUCAUGUCCUUACUAUGUCUACCGCCAGCCAUCUACACAUGGUACCUGCCAACCUCUCUCAAUCAACCGAUCGAUGAGACAGGAGAAGAAUCACUACUUCACACUGCAAUGCUUAUGGAGUAG
Molecule: messenger RNA, 2028 nt
Organism: Acytostelium subglobosum LB1
Lineage: Eukaryota; Evosea; Eumycetozoa; Acytosteliales; Acytosteliaceae
Exons: 1
Coding region: 1-2028 (675 amino acids)
Biological process (GO): transmembrane transport
Molecular function (GO): transmembrane transporter activity
Source: RefSeq, a predicted model, not a curated record